Macadamia integrifolia is the source of this 1522-nucleotide messenger RNA. Its product is annotated as protein TAPETUM DETERMINANT 1. Gene Ontology annotation, biological process: cell fate determination. Bases 489 to 1046 code for a protein of 185 amino acids. The transcript is spliced from 5 exons. NCBI's taxonomy places the organism in Eukaryota, Viridiplantae, Streptophyta, Magnoliopsida, Proteales, Proteaceae. The record is from RefSeq and is a predicted model, not a curated record.
UUUUUGUUCUCCCUCUCCACCUCAGAAAUGCUCUAACAGAAAGUAGAAACUGAAAUCGUCUCGAUCGCUCUCAUCACUUCUUAGUUACACACGCGCGCACACAUUUAUUAAUUCAUUCAUUCUCUCCACUCCACAGUCCACAUUACUCUCACGAACCACGGCCUCCGAAUCGCCGACGGAGAUUGGGAUAGUCGUGCGAUCAGAGAGAAUCGAAGGCAGAUAUCUGUCCGUGAGGUUUCCACUUUCAGUUCCACUGCAUUCAGUCUCUCUUCGAAGUUCAGAGGAGUCUUCUUCCCUCUUCUUUAGGCUUAAACAGAAGGCAGAAGGCAAUCGAGAUUCAUAAGGAGCAAGCUAGCUAGUAGUCUACUUGAAAUCGUCAAGCGUUUAGGGUUUUGAUAUUGGAGUGCUUCUGAUCGAUUGCUUUGAGAUUCUUCUAGUAAACAAGGAGUUUGUUUCACAGCGUGUGCUUUUCUCUCUCAAUCGAAACGAUGAAGAAACUUAUCUCAAAUCGUCGAAUCGCCCUAUUUGCAUUUAUGGUGGCGUUUUCUGUCGGAAUAGUGCUCACCCUUCUCACCGGUAUGCAACAUGUGCAGCACCGUUUAUUUGAUCGGAGAGCGGUGAGGAUAAGCGAACAAAGUAAUCGCAACUCUUCUUCGUCGCAUCGCAAGCUUCUCCACUCCGCAGCGGAAGCAGGAGCGGGAGUGGGAGUGGUGGACCCAAGUAGAGCGUGGGGGGAGAAAUGUUCGAGAUCAGACAUAGUGGUGAACCAGGGAGCUACAUCCCCAUUGCCAAACGGAAUCCCGACGUACACGGUGGAGAUAGUGAAUGCGUGCACUGUGACAGGUUGCGCAAUCUCGGGCAUCCACCUCAGUUGCGGCUGGUUCAGCUCAGCUCGCCUUAUCAACCCAAAGCUGUUCAAACGCCUCCACUAUGAUGAUUGUGUCGUCAAUGACGGCAAGCCCCUUCCCAGCGGCGCCACCCUCUCCUUCCAGUACGCCAACUCUUUUCCUUAUCAACUCGCCGUCUCCUCCGUCAUCUGCGGUUGAUUCUCUCUCUCUCUCUCUCGAACCCCCCAAAAAAGUAACGAUAAUGAUAAUAAUCAAGCAGCAAUCGAUCCAUAUAAAGCAAAAGCAAGACUAAAUACCCCAUUUUGUCUUUGUACGUUUUGCUUUUGCUUUAUAUUAGCUUUGUUUGCUACCUCGUUUUCAUCUUAUUCCUUUUUUAAAAAUCGGAUUAGGGGACUGGAAAUUGGGAAGGGAUUGCGUCAUGUGUUAGCCCUUUGAGGUUCAUUCCCUACGGUGUUGUAUAGGAUUGGAAAGUUUGGUUAUUAACAGUAGGGGAAUUUUGUUUUUCUUCUUUUCCUGUAUUGAUGAUAAGAAUAUAGAUGAUGUAAGUAGAAGUUACUGUGUAGUUCAUGAAGAACUGUUGUUGCUGAUGUGCUCUGUUUUGCAUUAAUGUAAUACACUGUGGACGGACGCUGGCACACUGAAGAGACUUGGCGUUGAGGUUGGGUCAUUCAUUA